AUGUCGUCGUCAUCGUCGUCGCUGCUGAAAGACGAUGAGUUUAGUAACGUCUUGCCAAAACUAAUGCCCGUGAUCAGAGCAGCCAGCUCUUUGGCAGCACAGGACGUCAAGUUUCACAAAUCGGUCGAUGCAUCCGUGGGGAAAGAAAUCGAUCAGAGGAGUGAAGAGCUCUUGUCGAUAGUGAAUGGCCUUCUACGAUGUACGUCGUCGAGCGACAAUAGAGUUGAGCGUCUCAAGUUUGGCGAGGACAACAUUGCUAGCGACUCGGCUUGGAACCCCAUUGGCAACAUUAUCGACUCCAUCUUUGAAAAAAUAGAUUACACCAUAGACCAGAGGGAUAGACUGCUAUCGAAUAGUGGCCAGCCCCAGAAACAGUAUUUAGAGGACGGUUUGCAUGGCAGCAAGGGCCAGGAUGACGAAAAGAAUGGGAGGAUUGCCAAGCCCCAGCUUCUUUUCAAAACACCGGUUGACAACUCGGAGCAGGAGCCUUUUAAACCCAAAUUGACCUCGAAACCCAACGCUUUGCAAAGCCUAGAGUCGGUGAGCAAACUCGUUAACCCAGCACCGGUCUACGAAGACACAGUGGAAAUCGUGGAGCCUGCAUUCUAUCCCCACCCUUACCAAUUUGAAAUAGACCAACAGCCAUAUCCGGCAGCAGUGCUCGAAAAAGCCGAACCCAUACCUCCUACUGACUGGGCAACCACUCAAGCUAUCUGGGUGGACACCGUUGAAGCUUUAGACAUAAUGAUUGAGGAACUCGAACGUCUGGAGGCGAUAGCCGUGGAUUUAGAACACCACGACUACAGAUCCUACUAUGGGUUGGUUUGUUUGAUGCAGAUUUCAAAUCGUGAAAAGGAUUGGGUGAUUGAUACCCUCGCACUUCGGGACGAAUUAUCUAAGUUGAACGUUGUCUUUACCAACAGCAAUAUUGUCAAAGUGUUUCAUGGCGCAUUCAUGGAUAUAAUCUGGCUCCAGAGAGACUUGGGGCUAUACGUUGUGUCAUUGUUUGACACCUACCAUGCCUCUAGGCAACUUGGAUUUCCAAAAUUUUCAUUGCAGUAUCUCUUGGAUACGUUUGCACAUUUCAGAACAUCGAAAACAUAUCAGUUGGCUGAUUGGAGAAUAAGGCCAUUAUCGCCACCCAUGAUGGCAUAUGCCCGGUCCGAUACCCAUUUCUUAUUGUUCAUUUACGAUCAGCUUCGAAAUAUGUUGAUUAAGCAGGACAAGUUGCCUCGUGUCUUGUUUGAGUCCAGGCAAGUUGCCAAAAGGAGAUUCGAAUACACUAAAUUCCGUCCACUCACAACCAACUUUAGCAGCCAAGUGACUUGUCCCGUCAUGUCUUCAAACCCCAAAGAACCAUGGGGGUCAAUAAUUUACCAAUACAACGUGCCAGCAUUCAAGAAACAUCUUGUUGAGGUGUUGUACAACUACAGGGAUAUGGUUGCCAAGGCAGAAGACGAGUCCGUUCGCUACAUCAUGCCCAACCAGUUGCUCGUUGCUUUGGCCAUGUUGGAAGGUCCAGUCGACUCUAGUAGAAUCAUAAACGUGCCUUCCUUUGUAACAGAACAUGUUCGGUUACACGCUAGGGAGAUUGCAGAAUUGAUUGAGCAGUCUAAAAGAGAUAGUGAGCAGAAUGACUGGGACUUGGUUGACAGAUGGCACAAUAACGACGCCACUGUCAGCGAGCCGACGCUAGAUGCAGGCAAGAUUGGUGCUGUGUUUGAGAAGCUUUUGACUCUGUCAAGCACAAUGUUUGAACAGCCAGCCUUACUAGCCGCGUCGUCUUUUGUUUUUGACGUUCCCGGUGUCGACAACGAGAUGCAGUCCUCUCGAAAAGCAAAAAAUAACCUGGCUGCGCCUUUUGUGUUUGAAGUAUCGGGCGGAGAUCUUGUGAAAAGGAGCCUUGACGACUUGCGUGAACGCUUUGAAAGCUCGCAACGUCUAUUGAGUGAAUUUUACGUUUCAUCGCAUUCGGUGCUUGAGGAAGAGGAAGAACGUGCAUCUGAAACUCCCCAGGCAGCAGCAACGGCAAUAGAGGCACCUAGAGAGGAAAAAGAGUUGACUGGACAACAAAAACUCUUUAACGCCGAUAAAAGGAUUAACCCAGACGAGGUAAUCACCCUCCGCAAGAACAAGACCGCGAACAAGCCUCUGAAACAACCGGAGCAAGAAGACAGUCCAGCAGUUGACUAUGCCAAUGCUGACAAGAUCCUCAUCGGAUCCAGCGACAACAAGAAGGAAAAUAAAAAGAAACGAUCAUUUGAUCCGUUUGCCAAGGUGGAAGAUGGACCAAAGCCGGCAAAGAAGAAGAAGGUCAUGACAGCCGGAAAGACGUCGACAUUCAAACUCAAAAAGUCUAGAAUGAACAAUAAAAAAUAA
Messenger RNA from Lodderomyces beijingensis, 2379 nucleotides. The record is from the annotation of a GenBank genome assembly. Lineage: Eukaryota; Fungi; Ascomycota; Pichiomycetes; Serinales; Debaryomycetaceae.